AUGAGAGGCACAAACACUUACCACCCGGGCGACCUCCCGCAGGAGAAGUUCGGACCUGCUUCACUCAACGACACCACUCUACAAGGGGGCGUGUAUCCCCGCGGGGAUGUCUAUGAUGAGGGCCAUACGGAUCCGGGCGUGCCGGACGACGUGUUCGGCCACGAAGAUGGCCACGAUAUCAAGUACAAGACGCUGAGCUGGCCGCUCGUCGCGGUCCUCAUGAUCACCGAGAUCGUCUCGAAUGGCAUGCUCAGCUUACCCAGCAGCUUGGCAGCUGUGGGGAUUGUCCCAGGUGUGAUAGUGAUCUUCUUUCUUGGGGCGUUCGCGACGUACACGGCGUGGGCUUUGAUACAGUUCAAGCUUCGACACCCGGAAGUGCAUAAUGUGGGCGACGCCGGCAUGAUCUUGUUUGGGCCAAUUGGUAGGGAGAUCCUGGGCGGCGGCAGCAUCAUCUUCGCCAUCUGCGCGACGGGAAGCCAGAUCCUGGCCGGCCAACUCGCCUUGAGCGUGCUCUCCAACGAGAAGCUCUGCGCGAUCGCCUUCUCUGGCAUAUUCGCCAUCGCUGUGACUCUCGCGAGCUUCCCUCGAACUCUGGACCACCUCGGAUGGCUAUCCAUCGCCGGAGGCAUCUCGAUCAUCGUCGCUGGCAUCGUGGCAAUGGCCGGAGCUGGAGCUCUCCCUGUUGAUGCGGGCGAUAUCUCGAUCACGGUAACGACCACUUUCACGUCGGCCUUCAUCAGUAUAACCAACCCGGUCUUCGCGUACGCGGGACACGUUAUGUUCUUCACCUUCAUCAGCGAGAUGAAGCGGCCGCAGGACGCGAUGAAGGCGGCAUGGGUGCUACAGAUCGUCGCGACUGCUUUCUAUAUCGUGUUCGCGUUGGUGACGUACUGGUAUGUAGGAUCCGGGGUGGCAAGUCCCAGUCUGCUGAGUCUCAGCCCGCUCUGGUCCAAUAUUUCCUUCGGACUUGCAAUCCCCAACUUCUUCAUCGCCGGGAGUCUCUACAGCCACGCAGCCGCCAAACUCGUCUUCGUUCGCAUCUUCAGACACAGCCGCCAUAUCCACUCGCACACGUUCCUCGGCUGGGGAGUGUGGUCUUUGUUGAUCCUGCUCGCCAAUGUGGCAGCUUUCGUGUUCGCCGUCGGGAUCCCCGUGUUCAACUAUCUUCUGGGGAUCACGGCAUCACUGUUCGCCGCGUGGUAUACGUAUGGGCUUGCGGGGGCGUUCUGGCUUCAUGAUACAUAUUACUUCGAGGGGGGAUCCCGCGCCUGGUUCAGGAGACCUUUCAUGUUCACUGUCAAUGUAUUGACUGUCCUGGCUGGUGCUGUGAUUUGUGUUGGUGGGCUGUAUGCGACGAUAACGGCACUGAAGCAGGCUGCCGACGCGGGAGAGCUGCAAACACCAUUCCAGUGCUGA
Messenger RNA from Anthostomella pinea, 1416 nucleotides. The record is from the annotation of a GenBank genome assembly. NCBI's taxonomy places the organism in Eukaryota, Fungi, Ascomycota, Sordariomycetes, Xylariales, Xylariaceae.